CUUUCCACUCGUUCAAAAUCUCUUCCUCCGCCCCGUGAAUUCUCUGACAAGCAUCGAGUGUGUAGAAUUGACCUCCGAUGGCAAAAGACUCUUGUCAAUACGAGCUCGUCCUUCUGGGGGCAACGGGCUACACCGGAAAGCUAACAGCGGAAUACAUCACCACCAACCUGCCAACCAAUCUGAAAUGGGCUAUUGCUGGUCGCAAUGCAAAAAAACUACAGAAUGUCGCACAGGAGCUAACGAAAUUGGCUCCAGAUCGCAAGCAGCCAGAUAUUGAGAUCUGCGAGCUUCAGAAAGAUGAACUGGACGUUCUAGCUAAGAAAACACGUCUUAUAGUCACGACUGUGGGGCCAUAUAUGUGGUACGGUGAGCCUGUUCUGGCAGCCUGUGCCGAAAAUGGUACCCACUACCUGGAUUGCACUGGAGAGACUCCUUGGUAUCGCGACAUGGUUGACAAAUACGAUGGGAUGGCAAAGAGGAACGGGGCCAUUAUGAUCCCCCAGUGUGGCCUCGACUCUGUGCCCGCUGACAUCCUAACCUUCUUCCUAACAACCCACAUCCGGUACACCCUACACUCCCCGACGUCCUCCGUAGUCCUCACUCUUUACGCCCUAAAAUCAGGUCUCAGCGGCGGGACAGCUGCCACAGCUCUCAACAUCUUCUCACACUACCCACUCAAGAAACUAGCCGCAGAUUUCAAACCCUGGUCAAUUUCCCCAAUGCCCCCGAAUCAACCAUCACGCCCGCCUAAGGCGGCCAAUUUCUUCUACCGCCUGCUUGGUCUACACUACCUCCCAGAAUUAGGCGGGAUACAAACAGUCGGGGCAAUGGCGAGCGUAGACACAUGUUUAGUGCAUCGAUCAUGGGGAAUAUUUGAGUCUCUCUCCAAUGUCGCAAAGGAUAACACCGGCUCCAGCUCCGGCUCCAGCUCAGCCUCCUCGAUUUCCUACGGCCCCCAUUUCCGCUUCACAGAGUACAUGCGCGCCAAAACCCUCUCCUUUGCUGCAAUAUGGCGCAUCCUGUUCAACCUAACCGGCAUACUCCUCGCGUUCCCACCCUCCCGGCUCCUCAUCACCCCCCUCGCCAAAAAAUUCCUCAUCCCAGCUCCCGGCGAAGGGCCAACGAAAGAAUCCAUGAAGAACGAUUUCAUGCACUACCGGGCCGUUGCGAUUGCGGAUUCGGAGGGUAAAGAAAAGGUGGUUGGAAGGCUGGAGGUGGAGCGCGGGGGAUAUGCUAUGACAGCUUUGACGCUGUCUGUUGCUGCAGAGGUGAUGCUUAGAGGAGAUCUUGCUGCCACUGAAGCUGGGAAGAUUGGGGGUGGGAUUUUGACACCGGCGACGUUGGGCGAGCAGUACGUGGAGAGUUUGAAGAAGGCUGGGUGUAAGAUUGAGGUUGGGAUCUGACGUGAGGGAUUCAGUCCGCAUUUCAUAGUUCGGUUUGAUAAAAG
Molecule: messenger RNA, 1447 nt
Organism: Lindgomyces ingoldianus
Lineage: Eukaryota; Fungi; Ascomycota; Dothideomycetes; Pleosporales; Lindgomycetaceae
Exons: 4
Coding region: 78-1403 (441 amino acids)
Biological process (GO): glycolipid biosynthetic process
Cellular component (GO): mitochondrion; lipid droplet; plasma membrane
Source: RefSeq, a predicted model, not a curated record